Caenorhabditis auriculariae is the source of this 3973-nucleotide messenger RNA. The record is from the annotation of a GenBank genome assembly. Lineage: Eukaryota; Metazoa; Nematoda; Chromadorea; Rhabditida; Rhabditidae.
AUGUUCCGAGCCCUUUGUCUGACCGUACUUCUGACGUCAUCUCAAGUUUCCUCGUUCCUUUUCGGCGGCGGCUGUUGUCAGCCGGUGUCCUCUUGCUGCGGAGGCGGGUCUUCUUGGGCCUACGCUCCGCCCACCGUCAUUGGUUAUGAAAGGGUGGGUUCUCUUCCUUGAUUAUCAUGACGAGAUGGGAGUUUCGUAGAUCAUUUCAAUCAAAAUUGUAAAAAAAAGAUAUAGUCCAUUCACCGCGACUUGAGAUUUCUCGUGUUUCUGCGUCUCUCUGUUCCCUUAACGGCAAGGUCAGAAAAAAAAUGAAAACUGCACUUCAAAAUGAGAGGGUCGCAGAGAGACGAGGUGGGAGCAGAGAAAAAAAGAACUAUAAAAAAGACUAAAAUUUUCUAUCACAAAUGACUUCGGCGCGAUAGAAAAGCGAUGUCGCUAACGAUAUCGCAAUUCUGUCGCACUGUCUUCGCGAUUUUUUAUUUUCCAAAGUGCGACCUAGAAUUUGUCAAGCAUUCACAAAGAACUUGUUCAUUUCCAAAACGCGAGAUCGCGCCAUUUGAGACGCAAGAGCGACGCGGCACUUUCGCGAUAUCGCCUAAGCACCGCCGCGACAUCGCGUUUAUCUCGCAGUUUUUCUUGAUAAAAUAGACACUUCAAUUUUUUUUUCUCAUAAUUUUCUAACCGUACUUCUGACGUCGGCACUUUCGCGAUAUCGCCUAAGUACCGUCGCGACAUCGCGUUUAUCUCGCAGUUUUUCUUGAUAACAUAAUCACUUCAAAUUUUUUUUCAUAAUUUUUCGAAAUCAUGAAUUUUUUUAGAUUCCUCUGUACGCCAAGGUCCCGAUGCCGCCUCCACAACCUUCUUAGUUCGUUUUUUUAUUCAUUUUUUUGUCGACCUCAUUUUUUUAAUAUUAUUGGAAAAGGAAAACUUGCUAAAAUAAAAAUAAAAAGUCAUUUAUUCAGUCCAAUGAUACCGCCGCCGCCACAGACCAUGUGAGUGAAGUUGGCAUGGAUUAUUUUUAGAAUUUCAAGUUUUUUUUUAGUUUAUCAAUGGAGCAUGUUUGUCAGGGGCCACAAAAAACCAGAUUCUGAAAGAAUUUUUGUAGAUCUUCCAAAAAAUGAAAAAAAAAAUUUGAAAAGACCCACAGCACGAUUUUUACUAACCCCUAACCCAACACUUUAACAAUUUUUUUAUCACAAAAAAACAGAAAAAAAUCCCAGAGUAAUCAAAUCUGAGCCGGCUCCGCCUCCUCCUCCUCCUCCUCCACCUCCUCCACCACCUCCGUCUCCGCCUCCACCUCCUCCAGCUCCCUCUACAACUCAAGCUCCUCCAACCCCAGCACCUCCCCCAGUAGCACCAGCACCCCCAAUGCCUCUAAUCAUGCCUUCCUAUCAAGCCGGCCCCGUUGUUUUUCAAGUUGGUCCAGCUCUAGAGGCAGCGCCUUUCCUGACCCAAAAAUUCGUUGGAUCGUACCAAAAUGGAGUUGGUCCAGCUCAAGUUCUAGUUCAAGAAGUUCCACCUUCAGUUCCAGUAGCUUCAAGAUCCUUUGGAUCCUACCAAAAUGGAGUUGUUCCAGCUCAAAUUUUAGUUCAAGAUGCUCUACCUCCUCCCAUGCCUCUAGCAGUUCCAGUAGCCUCAAAAGUCCUUGGAUCCUACCAAAAUGGAGUUGAUCCAGCUCCCCUCCUAGUUCAAGAAGUUCCACCUCCACCAAUGCCAAUACUAACUCCGAAACUCCUUGGUCCGUACCAAACCGAAGUUGCUCCAGCUCCAAUUCUCGUCCAAGGAGUUCGAGCUGCAGCUGCACCAACUCUCCAACGAGUCGCACCCGCACCACCUGUUCCAGGGUUCUCGCCUACUUUUUUCAAAUUAACCAACAAUUUUCAGAGUUUUUCCGACCUCAACGGCCACUUUCCGACAGCCAGUAACCUUGUACGAGUUUUUUUCUAACAUUUCUAAUUAAAAUUAUUGAUUUUUUUCGGAGUAAUUUCAAGAUAAUUAUUGAAUUUUUAAGAGUAAAAAAAGCUUACUUUAAAAAGAAAUUAUUGAGAAAAAAAUCUGGAAAAAAAUUUCAUGGGAAUAUUUUUGUUACUAGAACUUAUCGAUUGGAGGAGAGUAUUUUUUUCAAUUUAUGAAAAUUUGACAAAUUUUUGAACCGUUUUGAAUCUUUUUAAUCAACUUUUGAGGUUCAAAAUUUAUGGUCGCAUUUGGAAUGGCUCGAAGAAAAUUCAAAAAAAUUGGUUCUUUUUUUCGAUUUUUUUACAAAAAAAUUCAAUUCAUUUUUUUAGCGUUCAACCGCUCAAAGUUCAUUAAAAUAUGGCUAAUUUUUCAAUUUUUUUAAGACUUUUUUUCAUUAAAAUAAGCCCAUGGUCGCAUUUGGAAUGGCUCAAAGAAAAUUCAAAAAAAUGUUUUUUCGACUUUUUAUAAAAUUAAAAAUUUUUUUCUCAACUUUCAACAGCUCAGUUUUUUUAUUUGAAAAAAAUUGGCAAAAUUUCAGUUUUUAAACAGUUUUUUUGAAAUAUUUUUUUCAUUAAAAAAACCCUGUGGUCGCAUUUGGAAUGGCUCGAGAAAAAAACUUGGAAAAUCCAUUUUUUAUUUUAAUUUUUUCUCAGCGUUCAACAGCUCAAAUAACAUUGAAAACUUUGAAAAUUGUCAAUUUGUGAAUUUUUUCUGUAGUUUUGAUUUCAUUUUCGAUCCCUAAAACCCAUGAUCGCAUUGAGAAUGGCUCGAAAAUUCUUCAUUUUUUCUUAUUUUUUCUGAAAAUCAACUUUUUUUUUCAGCGUCCAGCCGCAAAUCCAACAGCCCGGCGGUUAUCAACAAGCUCCAGUGGUUCGUUUUUUUUCGAUAUUCGAUUUUUUCAAAGCUUUUUAACUCAAAAUUUAAAAAAAGUAUUUUUUUCUCAAAUUUGAAAGGAAUAUUUGUUCAAAAAUGUGAGUUUUUGUCCUUGUCACUUAAUUUAUAACCUCUUUAUCAAAAUGUAAUAAAAAUGAUGCUUGGAAACGUUUUGAAAAUCUUGAAAAAUGAUGAUCCGAUAAGAAAAAUGAUAAAAAAUUCAGUUUCAAUGGAAAAAUGCCAAGAAAUUUUGGAAAAACGUGGAUUUUUUGGCUUCGCUUGGAAAUUUAGCAGUAAAAAAUGGGAUUUUGAUGAUUUUUUUAAGUUCUUCACCUUAUAUUUCAAGAUUUUUCCAAUCAAUCUCCAAAUUUGGAAUAACGCCAUCAUCUUUGUCAGUUUAAAACAUCAAAAUCGAUGAUCAUCACCAAAAAUCUUGAUUUUCCCGUCUUUUUCCUCAGUUUAACAUCAAGCUUCUGUGUGUCGACAUUGUUGUAAAAAGGAAAAAUUUUCCUUUUCCGUCCGUUUGUGUAACUUUUCGGGGCCUCCUUUUCUGUGAUUCGCUUUGGCGCGAAAGUUGUGCUUUCCAAGGGACUUCUUAAGGGUUUUUCGGUGAAAUUUUUCUUUUUUCACAAAUUCGCUUGGAAAAAAUCGAAAAUUUACUUUUUUUUCUAUUUACAAACUGAAGUUAUUCAACUUCUUUUUGAAUUAUGAUAACUGAAACGAACGAAAUUUUUUUCGAAUAAUUUUGAAAAAAAAUGAUCAUUUUCAGGGCUACAACCAAGGCCAAUCCAUCCAAGGGCCAUUUGAAACCGGAGUCGAAGUUCAGGUAAAACUUUAAUUCUUUCAAAUUUCCUAGUUUUUUUAGGUUUUUUUCGAGCAUGAUAAGCUAGAUUUAUAACUUAUUAAAUCCAAAAAAAGCAAAUUAAAUUUUUUCAGCAACCUUUCAACAACCAAAACCAAGUUCAAACGCCCGUUCAAGCUUCAAAUUACAACGAACAAGCCGUUUCUGGAGCUGAACAAAGUGGAAAUUCCGCUCAGGUAAAAAACAAUCAAAAAAUAAUAAUAAAAAAUAACCAAAUUUCAGUCCGGCUACGAUUCCGCCGCCGUCGCCCCAAGCGCCAAAAGACUGCGAAAACUCUUGUAA